Molecule: messenger RNA, 5641 nt
Organism: Solenopsis invicta (red fire ant)
Lineage: Eukaryota; Metazoa; Arthropoda; Insecta; Hymenoptera; Formicidae
Gene: Pld
Product: phospholipase D2
Exons: 16
Coding region: 523-3909 (1128 amino acids)
Biological process (GO): phosphatidic acid biosynthetic process; cell motility; intracellular signal transduction
Molecular function (GO): phosphatidylinositol binding; D-type glycerophospholipase activity
Source: RefSeq, a predicted model, not a curated record
UCGAUGGCGGACACGGAACGGUUGGUAUAGUAGUCAAUAGUAGUUGGCCAUGCCCAACAAUGCCCAACCAUGCCAGGCCAUGCGGUCAUCGCGAUGAGUAAACACGUGUCGCGUCACGGCGUGCCGGAUCAUCGCGUAAUAUAUCAUAUCAUAAUCCGCGCCAAACGACGAUGAUCGUCGCCUGAAUCGUGCGCUCGUUCUCGAGGCGGCGACAGUUGUUACAAUCCAAUGUUGCGCGGGUCAGCGCGAGUGUCCGUGAGGGAUACGCGUCUGUCCACGUUUGUCGAUGAUGCUCGAUAGGCGGGACGUUAUUAGGCUAGAGUUGCAGUACUCAACUUAAAGCGAGGUGAAUAUAAUUUUUUUAUCUGGAAAUAAACGCGAUAAGCGCGCGUGACUUAUCACGUACGUGGCUUCUUUUCUAAUUGAACACCGUUGCGGAAGGAGAUCGAAAUUAACUAACUUCUGAUACCUCGUUCUGAGUAGUUGAGACCAUACUUGAUACCCUUAUAAAGCUUGCUAAAAAUGUCUACUGAAUUGGUCGAAGUUGGACCUCAUGAAAUAAACCGUGCAAUGUCACUGGACUCUGAAUACGAUGACGCUUUGGAAGUACCUGACUCAUUAGAAAUAAGAAUUGACGAAAAUGGCGAGACAAUACAAGUUUAUAAGCAAGAGAGCAUGGAUAGUACAGCAUGCACAGAUAGUAGAGAAAUCCCUGGUGUAGUACCAUUCACUGUUAUACACAACACAUCAACUAAGUUCAAAAGUCAAACUCGCAAUGUGUUUAUUCCUGGUGAGGAAGUGCACGUGAAAAUCAUAGAUAACCAGCGUAGUGUGACCACACAUCCCUUGAACCCGAAUCUGUACACCAUAGAAUUUAAACACGGGCCUUUUGUCUGGACUAUUAAAAAGCGAUACAAACAUAUUCAAUACCUGCAUAAUCAACUGAAAUUAUAUCGUGCUAGUUUGAACAUACCUUUCCCUACAAAGAGUCACAAAGAAAGGAGGAACAGCAUGAAAAACCUUAGAACUUCGAACGAGAAAAAGAGCAGACGAAAUGCUUUGCCAAGGUUUCCUAAUAAGCCUGACAUUCUAGUGCCUUACGAGCAGUUAAAUCAGAGAAGAAAGGAACUAGAGGAUUACCUGAGUAACUUACUCAACAUAGAAAUUUACAGGCGUCAUUCUGAAACCAUCAAUUUUUUGGACAUUUCACAUUUGUCCUUCGUGGCUGACUUAGGAAUGAAAGGGAAAGAAGGUACGAUUUUAAAACGGACUGGAUCAGGCGCCAAAACAGGAUGCAAUUUAUUUGGCCUAUAUGAAUGUGGGUUCUGUAUCAAGUGUAAUUUUUUCCGUACCUCUCUUUGUGGCAAAUGGCAAAAGAGGCAUCUUGUCGUUAAAGAGACCUUCGUUGCAUAUCUCAAUCCUAAAGAUGGAAGAGUAAAAUCUGUUAUCUUGAUGGAUAAUGGCUUUGGAAUCAGUCUUGGAGUAUACACUACGGGUUCACGUAGCGGCAUGCAGAUUGCGAAUCUGAGUAGACAUAUAGUUAUCAAGUGUUGGACGAAACGAAAAGCCAAGGAAUGGAUGGAGUUUAUACAAGAAAUUAGUAAUAAGGAAGGUAAAGAUUUUAUACAAACAAAUCCACACAACUCAUUUGCUCCAUAUCGUUCAUACAUAUCCGCGACUUGGUUCGUGGAUGGGGCCGAUUAUAUGUCUGCCGUAGCAGAUGGAUUGGAAAACGCCAAAGAAGAAAUUUUUAUCGCAGAUUGGUGGCUUUCACCAGAAAUUCACAUGAAAAGACCAAUGUCUGGUGGAGAUUAUUGGCGACUGGAUAAAAUUUUACAAAGAAAAGCUGCUCAAGGUGUCAAAAUAUUCGUACUAAUAUAUAAAGAAAUCGAAGUCGCUUUAGGCAUAAACAGUUACUACAGCAAACAGAAACUUGUAGAACAAUGUCCUGAGAAUAUAAAAGUACUGAGACAUCCAGAUCACGCGAGGUCAGGCGUGUUUCUUUGGGCGCAUCAUGAAAAAAUCGUAGUCAUUGAUCAAUCUUUAGCAUUUCUCGGUGGCAUUGAUUUAUGUUAUGGUAGAUGGGAUACCAAUGAACACAGAUUGACAGAUUUAGAAUCGAUUCAUCAAUCAAGCAUCUACAUUCCUUCAAGAGACAAGCUAACUAAUACUAGUAGUAAAAAAGUAUUAGGCUGCACAGAGAGACAUGUGCUGUUAACAUUAGCAAUAGCAACGAAUACUAUCGUUAUGGCGACUACAAGAUCUAUGCCUUUGUUGCCAAUGAUGGAUGAAGAGACACAAAAGGAUUUAGCACUGUCAACGUUGUCAACGGAUAAUUUACUAUUUAUGCUGCAAGAAAAGGGAGACGGUGUCAAGUGUAAUACUCCUGAAAUGCAAAGGAAGAAUCUGUUCGAUGUCGCCAAAACAACCGUUGAUAAAAUGAAGAACACUGUGAAAGUGAAGAGGCAAGAAUUCAUUAAUAUGGUAUACACUUCUCACGAAGCGGACGUCGAUGAGGAUGAAGAGAACAAACUUGCACCAACCAAAUCUAGCGAUACAGUGGACUGCGGUUUCAAGUCUACGACAAAAUUGUGGAUCGGUAAAGACUACACAAAUUUCAUUGUCAAAGACUUUAACGAUCUCGAAAGACCGUAUCAGGAUCUAGUAGAUAGAACUACUACUCCUAGAAUGCCCUGGCACGACAUUGGAGUUUUAGUGCAAAACGCUGCCGCUAGAGAUGUGGCUAGGCAUUUUAUACAGCGCUGGAAUGCCGUCAAGCUAGAAAAAGCAAAUCAGAAUUUGGGUUAUCCUUACUUAUUACCGAAAUCAUACAAAAACUGCAGGAGCUACGCUCCGUUCAUCAAAGAGGCAAACAAGCACAAUAUCAAAUGUCAAGUGCUGCGAUCGGUGAGUUCUUGGUCGGCUGGUUUUCUCGAUUCAGAGACUGUAGAGCGAAGUAUACAAGAAGCUUACAUUCAGGCUAUUAGUGAAGCAGAAAGAUAUAUAUACAUAGAAAAUCAAUUUUUCAUAUCGCUUGCCUCCGUGGAGAAGGGUGGCGUGAAAAAUCAAAUUGGUGAGACGUUGUUGAAAAGGAUCUUGAGAGCGCACAGGGAAGGUGCGGUGUUCAGGGUAUUUGUCGUAAUGCCUUUAUUGCCAGGCUUCGAGGGAGAAGUUGGAGGGCCAAGCGGAAGGGCGUUACAAGCAAUAACUCAUUGGAAUUAUAAUUCUAUAUCGAGGGGAAAGGACGCUAUUCUAAAUCAGCUGUUGGAGGCAGGUAUAGAAGAUCCUAGCGAAUACAUCACAUUCCAUGGCUUAAGGACUCGUUCUAUGUUAAACGGUACGUUGGUAACGGAGCUUAUCUACGUUCAUAGUAAGCUAAUGAUAAUAGAUGACAACACGGUGAUCUGUGGAUCAGCUAACAUAAAUGACAGAAGUAUGGUUGCUACACGAGACAGCGAAAUAGCUGUAAUAAUUCAUGACCAGGAGUUUGAGGAUGGACGCAUGAAUGACAUACCCUUUCCUUCUGGCAAAUUUGCUUCCUCCUUAAGAAAACAAUUAUUCCGUGAACAUCUAGGAUUACUGAAUACUAAAGAGAACAUCAAUAUCGAUGACGCCAUUAUAAGAUCAUUCUACAAGGACAUAUGGUGCGCUAGAAGCAAACGAAACACGGAAAUAUAUGAAGAAGUAUUUCACUGUAUUCCCACUGAUAAAGUAGUCAAUUUCUCUAUAUUGAAACAAUAUCAAGAAAAAGUACCUCUUUCCAUAUCCGACCCGUCAUUAGCGCAAGAAAUGGUAAAGAAUAUAAAGGGUCACUUGGUCGAUUUACCAUUAAAUUUCUUAUGCAAUGAAGAUUUAAAACCUGCUGCUAGGACAGUAGAAGGAAUAAUGCCGACUGCGUUGUGGACGUGAGUUUGGGCUAUGACAAUAGUGAAUGUUUCUAAAAAUUUAUUAUAAUUAUUGGUCAUAAAUUGAUAAUAAGAAUUUUUUAUAAAUUUGUUUCAUAACUCAAACAAAGUAUGUAAAAGGUGAUUCUUUUGUUUAUUUCUACAUGGCAUUUACACUAAGAAGCAAAUUGAUUUUUUUUAAUCAUUGGAUACAUUUCAUAUAGAUUAAUUUUUGUUGAUUUAUUGUAUUGUUUUAUGUGACAACGGCUGGUCGGAUUUUCACCGGCACGCGACUUAUAUCUACUUUAAAAUAUGAUAAUAUUUACUUUAGGUACAAUAAUUCUUAAUAUUUCAAAUAAUAUUUCAAAUAAUUUUUUUGUAAAUAUAGAGUAUUAUAACAGAGUAUUUAAUAUACAUAUAAUGAAGAUUAAUUACGUUUAUUUGAUAUUGUCAAAACAUAAUUAGUUGCAUUUUUGUUAUGUUAAAUGUUAAAUAAAAUUAUUUUUUAAACAUAUCAAGAACUCUAAAACUUCAGCUAGAAUUCUAUUUUAAUUAUAUAAAAAUUUAAAAAUAGUAUAUUAAUUUCACAAAAUGAAUAUAAUUACAGUUAUUUAUUAAAAUCUAGUUUCUUUUUAUAUAUAAUAGGCAUUACUACUUAAUGAGUAUUACAAAAUUUAAUACUUAAUAAAAUUUGAUUAAAAUUAGUUAUAUUAAUUAAUAAUUCAAUAUGUCUACCAAUGCAAUCACAUAUGUGUGUAAGCAAGCUAACCAAAAAAUUACAUCUGCAAAGAAGAUGCAAAUACUUCAAGAUACACUAAAAUCUUCUAUAUGUCAAAUCUUUACAUCUUUCAAAUCGCCUAUUUAUUCAACAUGAACCUGUGGAGGAAAGACAUUUCCUCAAUAAAGAUACAAAUAGUUCAUAAUAAAACUGUACAAUAGACGAGAAUUAUAUAACUCUAUGUAAAAUACAGGAGAUCUUAGUGUAAACAUAUUAUAGAAAGUUAAUAAACUUGUAUGUAACUGUUACAUUAUUAUAACAAAGCAUAACAUUCUGUGACAUUCCAUCUGAUUUAUGCAGUUAUAAUAUUUAAUAUAUUAAUAUAUAAUAUAUACUAAAUGAGAUUGAUGAAAGUGAGAAAAGAACCAUAUAUAUUAUAUUUAAAACGAAAAAAUGAUAACUUUUUAUAUUAUUAUGAAUUAUGUCUAUUAUUAGGGAAAAAAUGCUAUUAAAAAAGUUAUUUUUAUUAAUGUAAUAAAGCGAUGUAAUUAUAAUUGAUUAUGACAUAAAAUUUUAUUGAUACAAUAUUAGAGAAAGUAACAAAAUGUGCAAUUAAAAGCAUUAAUUCAUUACAAAUAUACAAAUAGACAAACUUUGAAAUAAACAGCAACAUUAUAAGCUCUUUGUAUGUAUAAAUUGUGCAUUUAACAGCUGAAAUAAUUUUUAAUAAUUGUUUUGUACUUAACACAUUUUAAAUUGCUAAAAUCAAGAUAAGAUGUACAAGUACAAAUUCGAAAAUUUGAAAAAAAGCGCCAAUAAUAUAUAGUCUUCCAUUGUAAUAUCUAAAAGAUUUUGUAUAAUGUAUAUUUGUGACUGAUCUUCUGAAUUCUCUUGCCACUUAUGUAAAGAAAAUAUUGCCAAUGUUUGAAUACCCAUGUGAUGUAUACAAUUGAUAUUUUAAAGAAAUAUUAUAAAAUAUGUAUCUAAUAUUUUACGAUGCAUUUAUUAAAUAAAAUGUAAUAAAUUUGGAGACAAUAUA